Molecule: messenger RNA, 1901 nt
Organism: Etheostoma cragini (Arkansas darter)
Lineage: Eukaryota; Metazoa; Chordata; Actinopteri; Perciformes; Percidae
Gene: gnav1
Product: guanine nucleotide binding protein (G protein) alpha v1
Exons: 9
Coding region: 440-1525 (361 amino acids)
Biological process (GO): adenylate cyclase-modulating G protein-coupled receptor signaling pathway; Rho protein signal transduction
Cellular component (GO): heterotrimeric G-protein complex
Molecular function (GO): GTPase activity; guanyl nucleotide binding; G protein-coupled receptor binding
Source: RefSeq, a predicted model, not a curated record
CAGCAGGCUGCGGUGGGAGGAGGCAUUUUUUUAGGACAUCUGGGGUCUUUGCCAAUGGCGGUAGGGCAGAUUUUGAACCGCACCGGCGCACAGGGACAUAACAGUUUGGUGUUUUCAAGACUAAGGACAGUCGCCAAAACGUUCCCACCCAAUAAAAUCUGCCACUGACAAGGAAGCAAAAACACUUGGAGCGACGCGUGAAAUCUGAUUUGUCCGGACGGUCUGAGCCACAACUCCUCCGAGUUUGAUGGAUGUUUCGGAGAUGGCCUGAACUUUACUUUUUCUUUCUCUAUAGUUAAGAGUAACCAUCCAGUUGACGGAGUAGCAGGAGAGCUCGGAGCAUGCGGCGCGUAGAAACCAACUCGGGUUGAUUCCCAAACAGGACUCCUUGUUUUUGUCUUUCGUCUCAGGCCCGGGUCGGGCGAGGAGAUGAGUGCUCAUGAUGGGACUGUGUCUCGGUACCGAAGUUACAGAGGAGAAGAAGGCGAGGAUACACAGUGCCAAGAUAGACAGAGACCUGUACGAGUCGGCCAAGCGGGAGAUGAAUGUGGUUAAAAUACUCCUACUAGGUGCAGCAGAGAGUGGUAAAAGCACUUUGGUCAAACAGAUGAAGAUCAUCCACAGUAAUGGAUUCACCAAGCAAGAACUCACCAGCUUCAAGCCUGCAGUGCUGGAUAACCUCCUGACCUCCAUGAAGUUUGUCCUCCACGGCAUGGGUGUCCUCCGGAUCAACCUGGCUAACAACAGGAACAAGGUCCACGCCCAUACUGUCCUGUCGUGUGGGCGGUGUUUUGACGAAGAACAGGUGCUGUUUCCUUUCCUUAGCCACGCCCUGUCCUGUCUGUUGGCCGACCAGGGUGUGAGGGCGGCGGCAGCCCGGGGAUACGAGUACGAGCUCAAUGACUCAGCGCUUUAUUUUUUUGAGAACCUGACCCGCAUCACGUCUCCAGAUUACGUUCCCACAGAGACAGACGUUCUGCGAGUAAGACUGAGGACGACCGGUGUGAUAGAGACCCAGUUCAAAGUCAACCAUCUCAUUUUCAGGAUGUACGACGUUGGAGGCCAGAGAACUGAGCGGAGGAAGUGGAUUGGUUGUUUCGAGGACGUCAGGGCAGUGCUGUUUGUGGUGUCGCUCAGUGGUUACGACAUGACCCUGGUGGAAGACCCCUCCGUGAAUCGUCUUCAGGAGAGCCUGAAACUCUUCUCCUGCAUCUGCAACAACAUUUUCUUCCGCAGCACAUCCAUGAUUUUAUUCAUGAACAAGAUAGAUCUUUUUCAAGACAAGAUUUUACACUCUGGGCGACAUCUGCGGCUAUACCUGCCACAGUUUAAAGGUGCAGACUGCGAUGUAGAUUCCUCUGCCCGCUUCAUCGCUGCCACCUUCGUCUCGCUCAACGCUACUCCCAGCAAACUCAUCUACCACCACUUCACCACUGCGACCGACACCUCCAACGUCCAGGUCGUCUUCCAGGUUGUUAUGGACACGAUAAUCAAAGAGAACCUGGAGGCUGUGUCGCUCCUGUAACCCAGUGCCAGCAGAGGUCCGAGACGUUACUGGACAGCCCUCAGAUGUCUAAUUUAUAAAGACGUGAAGUCUGUUAGCUCCAAACAUAUUGUCUGAUUGACAUCUGAAGGUGCAGCCUGACAGUCUUUGCCACUGUUGCAUUUCAACCGCUGUUGCUCGAUUUCAUGUAGCUCAGAAAAACUCUUUCAAAUGACUUUGAAGAAGAAGGACCACCUGGCUGAUCCUUUCUUUUGGGGUGGUGCCCUUAAACAUUGAUUUUUUUAAACCUUAUGAUGGAGAGUAAUGGGCAUUUAUAUUUUUGUACUAUACUAUAAAUCAGUUUGAAUGGUGAAGUUACUUUUUUGAGGACUUGAUAUUCACACCCGUAUACAUUUAU